Messenger RNA from Coccidioides immitis RS, 615 nucleotides. Its product is annotated as MutT/nudix family protein. Gene Ontology annotation, molecular function: ADP-ribose diphosphatase activity. The record is from RefSeq and is a predicted model, not a curated record. NCBI's taxonomy places the organism in Eukaryota, Fungi, Ascomycota, Eurotiomycetes, Onygenales, Onygenaceae. Gene Ontology annotation, biological process: ribose phosphate metabolic process; nucleoside phosphate metabolic process. Gene Ontology annotation, cellular component: cytosol; nucleus. The transcript has 4 exons. Bases 1 to 615 code for a protein of 204 amino acids.
AUGGAGAAAGAGAAACUUCUCUCGAUAGAGCCAUUGGAUCCCGCCCAGGCGCGAUGGAUUCGGCUUUCGAAAUGUACCUAUACGGAUCCAAGGGGAACUGUGCGAACUUGGGAGAGUGCUGAGAGACAGACCCGCCCUAAGGACUGCUUAAUCGAUGGCGUAGGCAUUGUGGCAAUAUUAGAAAAGCCAUCGGGACCAGAACUCUUACUCCAAAAGCAGUACCGCCCGCCAAUCGACAAAAUUGUCAUUGAAGUUCCAGCGGGGCUCAUAGAUGCGGGUGAGACGCCAGAAGAAUGUGCGAUCAGAGAGUUAAAAGAAGAGACGGGAUAUGUUGGGGUUCCUGAGCAAACUAGUCCGGUUAUGUGGAAUGAUCCCGGGUUUUGCAAUACAAACCUCCACAUGGUGCAUGUCCGUGUGGAUAUGUCUCUCCCUGAGAACCAAAACCCGAAACCUCAGCUGGAAGAUAACGAAUUCAUUGAAUGUUUCACCUUACCACUCAAAACACUGUUUGCUGAGACGCAGCGACUGGAGGCAGAAGGAUAUGCGAUCGAUGCUAGGGUUGGAACUCUAGCAGAGGGGAUUGAGAUCGCGAAGAAGUGGAGUUUGGUUGGAUAG